Molecule: messenger RNA, 4804 nt
Organism: Cololabis saira (Pacific saury)
Lineage: Eukaryota; Metazoa; Chordata; Actinopteri; Beloniformes; Belonidae
Product: neurabin-1-like
Exons: 19
Coding region: 496-4389 (1297 amino acids)
Biological process (GO): calcium-mediated signaling; actin filament organization; neuron projection development
Cellular component (GO): cytoplasm; postsynaptic density; dendrite
Molecular function (GO): actin filament binding
Source: RefSeq, a predicted model, not a curated record
ACACACACACACACACACACAAACACGCACACACAGGUAGAACUCGGAUUAAAUCAGAGGGAGCGGCAUCUCUGCCAACAUUUGCCUCACACAGGUAGAUAGUGGGAGAUGAGUGCAGUUACCUGCCUCAUGUAAACGGGUCAAUUCUGAUAAGAAGCUUGCCUCUGAGAUGCUCCGUGAGAAGGAGACUGCUACUGACAGGUAAAGGUGAGGACGUUUGGUGAUGCAUAAUAGAAGAGUUUACAUGUGAGGGCGAUGAGACUUCCACACCAUAAGUUUGUCUUCAUGACCUGGUGUCAUCUGAAAAAUGCAGUAAAUUAUUGAGCAAAAAAACUUUAACGUGAAGCCCUCCUUGCCUUACUGCAACCAUUCUACCUACCAGCAAAACCCAGUCUACCUGCUCAGCACUUGCCCGGCUGCUUUCCUCUGCAGUGAAAAGCCUCUUGUUCAGCUUCUCCACAGUUUUCUCUCACUUCAGAGGGGCUUAACUUCUAGAUGAUGAGGACAGAAAGCAAAGGCCGUAGUGCUUCCCCUCACAGGAUAACCUACAAAUCUGACUUCCAUGCUAUCAAAUGCUCAUUUGACACUGGGACCAGUCCGCAAGCAGGGACCAAAACGACUUGUCCCCUCCGGCGUUCCGCCACACACCCCAACAAGUGGAUGUCCAGCUUGUCAGAUCGCAUGUCUCAAAGCAGCACAAGCAACAGAGCUAGGCCCCAAAACACCAGGGGACCCAAAAUCAAAGAUAACAUAUUCCUUCAAAUGGACAGUCAACAGUUAAAACCAGACGUUGCUCCAGCUCUGCCUUCUGGCUCCAGUCCUCUUCUUCUUCCCCCAAAUCCUACUGCAAAAGUCCAGACGUCACCUUUUUCUGGAUCCAGACGACCAAUCAUCACUUCUUCAACUGUAAUGAGCGCUGUAACCAGUAUUUCUACACAAGCAGCAUUUCAGCAAGACAAACCCUCCAAAGCAGAGGAGAUGGCAAACAUUGAUAGAGCCGCUCUGGCUCAGAAGUUCUCUGUAACCCGAAAGUUGUUUGAGAACAAAGUGACAGAUGUUGGUGGAGGUGCAGGGCCAGUUUCAAAACCUGUGACUGGCAAGGGAGGUAAGGACAUUGCUGAUGACGAGACGACAGUAAGCGGGAGCACGAAAUGCCCAGAAGAACGUAGGUUAAAAGAAGAUAAAUCCAUUGAUCAAGUAGUCAAUACGUCUCUGGGUUUAUCUGGACCCGAUGACAAGUGUGAUAAAACCACAACAUCUCCAGCAGAGGAAGACGAGGGAGAAAGGCCAACUAUUAAUCUCUGCUUGCCUCCUGAAGACACACUGAGGGCAGAAUUAGUUAAAAUAAAAAAUGAAUCAUCAGAAAGUGAUGAGAAUGAAGAAGACAAAGUGCAGAAGGAGGAUAAACACUUGCUUAAGGGUGAGAUGGAACAGCAUAUGAACAAUGCUGCAUUAGAACGAGUGGAAGCCCUGAUAGAUGAUGUCUUUGAGGAGCCUGAAACAACAGCAGGGCCUCUCAAUAUGCUCAGAACCAAUGCAGACCUCCUAGCAGGUGAACCAGUCACUUCCUCAGAACACCAGGAGUUAUCUGAGGGUAACUGGAGAAGAGUACCAAAGGAUGGUGGGGAGAGCAGAGGAGACAAGUAUCGGCAGGUGAAUGAACAAUGGGAUGGUGAAAAGGAGGAGCAGAACAGACAGUCGACUGCACAAGCUGGAGAGAAUUCAGUAGAAGCAGACGACAGAAGGGAAAGUGCAACUGCUGGAUCAGGAGUAGGCGUUUCAGAGACGGAGAGGCUCAUGAUGCAAGAGAGGUAUGGUGACAUUGUAGUUGAAGCAAACGUGGAGAGUGACGGUGGACAAGAAGAAUCUAGACUGAGUCAAAGGAAGACAGAAAAUGAAGAGAAACAUGUGAGAGAAGAAGCAACAACAUCUGAGGAGCCCAUCACUAAGGAGGGGAAACACGCAGCACGUGGACGAGGUAGCGAUGCACAGAGUGAUAUAGGAGGAGGCGAAGAGGACCAAGCAGGAGCUGCAGAAAUCUGCGGGUUUGAGAAUAAGGCCUUUAUCCAUGACCACUCUCACCCAGAGCUUUCAGUAUCACCAAGUCGGGACCAGGAAAGCUCUUUGCAUAGUGACAACCAUCUUGUAAUGGAAUAUGAAGAAAUCCCUGGUGUAUUUGAACUGGACGCUCAGGAGGAUCAAGAUGAAUCUGAGGUUGCAGGGAGGAAGGUCAGGUUUUCCACAUCUCCAAUCAAGGUGUUCAGCACUUACUCCAACGCUGAGUAUGACAGACACAAUGAGGACAUUGACCCAGUGUCCGCUUCAGCUGAGUUCGAGCUGGAGAAGAGAGUGGAUAAGAUGGAGGUUUUUGCUGUGGAGAUAGAAAAGGGAGAAGAUGGACUGGGCAUCAGUAUCAUAGGAAUGGGUGUAGGGGCUGACCAGGGCCUGGAGAAACUGGGAAUCUUUGUCAAGACGGUCACUGAAGGAGGAGCAACACAGAAGGAUGGGCGGAUUCAGGUGAAUGACCAGAUAGUGGAGGUGGACGGUGUGAGUUUGGUUGGAGUGUCUCAGCUGUUUGCAGCUUCAGUCCUCAAGAACACAUCCGGCCUCGUCAAAUUUUUGAUUGGUCGAGAGAGAGAGGGCGUGGAAAGCGAGGUGGCACGACUGAUCAAUGAAAGCCUGGAAAUGGACAAGACAAAAGACAGAAAGAGAGAAAUGGAAAGCAGUGAUGAGGAGGACAAUGUUGACAGCAUGUCUGAGACGGACUCGGGUGCUGAAGAGGAAGAGGACGUGUCUGAUCUGUCCAGUCUGGACAACUACCAGCUCUGUCUUAAAUACCAGCAGCUUCAGGCCAAACUACGCAGCAGAACAGCCCAACUUCAUCACACCAGGGAAAAGUUAAAAACAUGGGAGGAGCGGAAGAUAUGUUGGGUAAGCAAGAAGGUGGAGUUGGAGCAAAGAGCAGAAGAUGGAGAGGAGAAGGCUGACAAACUAGAGAAAUACUGGCAAGAAGCCCAGACACUGUGCAGAGUUGUCAGCCAGCGACUAGCUGAUGCUCAGAGUCAAACAGAAACCGUGGAGAUGAAAUACAGCAAGGCCAAGAGACUGGUCAGAGAGUACCAGAGCAGAGAGGAGGAGCGAGAGAAACGACUAGCGGAUUUAAGGAAAGAAAUGGAGGACAGAGAGAAGCAACACAGGGAAAUUAUCGAAAGGCUUCAAAAUCAGAUGGGACAACUAGAGGGAGAAGAUCCUGAUCCUGAGCGGAAGAACAACUCGGUGAAGGAUUGGUAUAUUCCAGUUCCUGAUACCGGGCGUCUAGACUCCAGCGCUCAUAAAGCCAGAGCUCAGCUAGCCCAAAAAUCUAAGCGACAUCCACCUUCCCGAGACAAACUUCGAGAGAGUUUCAGAAAGCAGCAAGAAGAGAGUAGAUCACUGCCCGUCUCCACCGCGGCCCACAGCAGCAGAAGUGACCAGUCCAGCACUUCUUCAUUCUCCGCCUUCAGUCCUCAACCUUCCAGCAAUUCCUUCACGACCCCUCCCAACAUCCUCAGCAACUCUGUCAUGUCCUCGCUGUACAAAAACACGGGAUCCACAAAAUCCAAAAGGAAAUUUCCAGACUUCAGUGGCCUUCGAAAGUCUCUGAAUAAAAGGAGAAGUGAAAAACUCAGCAGAAGGUCCGCAAAGAGCAGCAGGGGAUCGUGUGGCGAUCUGGAUGAGCCUACUGAACUGUCUCCAUCAGGCUCGGUCACCUCUAUGCCUUCCUGUCUGCCCUUUCCUUGGUUCGGAGAGAAAGGGAGAGAAAAAGAGGAGGAAGGAGUGAGAGUGAGGGAGAAGUUACGAUCCGUGUCCAGCAGCAGUUUGCCUUACCUAACCACCACAAGCAGAAGAGAGUAUGGUAUUGGCUCUCCAGUGGGCACCUCCAGCAUGGUGGGCCACAUCUCUGAUCACUCUCUUUCUGGACACUCCCACACUUGCACCUUUUCCUCCUCAGAGACUUUGGACAGUUAUUCAAUUCCCAACAACAACAACAAUCAGUGGCAAGGAAGACCGCUCUCGGAGUGGAGCAACCAGCAGGUGUGUCUGUGGUUAUUCGCAAUGAAUAUGGAUCAGUACACAUCGGAGUUUGCUGCGAGAGGAGUGGACGGCCCGCAGCUGCUGAACAUGGACAGCCAGAAACUCAAGGCUCUUGGUGUGUCAAAUCAAAGUGACCGGUGUGUCCUCAAGAAGAAGCUGAAAGACAUGAGGAAGACGGAGGAGAAAGAACAGAGGAGAGAGGACAAGAAGCAGAAGGAGGGUGAAUACAAGGAGAUGGCAAACAUGAUGGAGGAGAAGUCUUUAAAAGACAUAACCUACGGCUCCAAAACCGUACGAACCGAGUCGCUCUUGUAAAAUUAAACAGAGGUGACGUCUGAGAUGCACCACCAGCGCGAGUGUGUUUGCAGUUUCGCAGACAGUCUUAACUCCAACCUGUUUCUGUUGAGCAAAUAGAAAUGGCUAGAUCCACUCCACACCGUUUUUCGCAUCUUAGUAGUCAUUUACGAUAGCAGAGCUCUGGUUGGGACCUUCAAACCCAAGCAGAGUUUGAUUCCAGCACCAGUUUAAACUGACAGCCGUCGUGUGUUUCAGUGGCCAGUGUGAGAGUUGCCUGUUUCACAGCGAUGUUUUUAAUCAUGAAACGUAUUUAUCUUUUGAAUGAUUUUAUCAUUUGUGUGCUGAUUCCCGCACUCAGGUAUUUGCUGUAAAUGCUUUUUUAUGUGUUAAUAAAUAAUGCUUGAAAUUUCAUGUUGGCGAAAGUCUCAUUCAG